GAUAUACACAACGCAUAUUCGUAUCUCUUCUUUACUGUUUAAUUUAAAGUAUUUUACUGAUUAAUAAUUGUUGUUAUAAUAUGCCAUUAACUUAAAUAUGAAGUUUUUGUAAUCAUAUAGUACCCAACAGUGAAAGCGUAUCGUUUUUAGGUUAUGUUUCCAUCUUUCAUUGGUAUUUUAGAUAUUCAGUCAUGGUGGGAAGUGCCCAGCAUCGCGUACUUUUGUUCUUUAUUCAGAACUGCAUUCAACCUUUUGGAUUUUGACAUUGAAGAACUAGAAGAAGCUCUAUUAACUGAUGGCACGGAAGAGUCCGCCAGUUCUCUCUUGACUGAGUUAAUAGUUCGUCUUUUGAAUGGCUGUUUGGGCAACAAUGACAUCUCUGCCUUUAAUUAUCAGAUGUACCUAAGGCGAUUAUUUAGAAGAAAAUGUACGGAUACAGGGAGAUAUAACCCAUUCAACACAGACAUUGAUUUCCAGUUUUUGCCCUUGCGUACCAAAGUAGAGAUCUUAUAUGCUCUAUGUGACUUCCGACUCGAUGCAGAUGAUGUUUUUGAUUUGUUUAAAAACCUUGAAGCUGAAAGCUUGAGAGUCGAGCCACUUGGUUGGGAUGACAAUUAUUCGGCGUAUUGGUAUUUCUAUGGCACUAGAUUAUACAGAGAAGACAUAAUAAAAAAACCAAAAGGUAAAAAUAAGAAGAAAAAGAAUAAAGAAAAUAAGAAGCGAGGCUGGUUUUAUGGUGAUGAUUGGCUCGAUGACGAGGACACAGAGCGAGUGUGGCAAGUGGUUUGUUUUACUGAGGAAGAUUGGACCCACCUGACAGAGAAGUUCAGCAAGGCGACUAGCAAAGUUGAGAAGGAACUGUACCGCUCCUUAUCACAGAACUUCUUGCCUGAAAUACCGAGGCUCUUUCAGGAGAAGGAACGGCUACAACGGAAACGGUUGUUAGAGCUAGCGCCUAGAAGAACAUCGAGUCGUGUUUUGCAAAAAAUUAAACAAAAGGAGGAAGAAACAAAACAAACUCCGCAUGACGUCAAGGAAGAGGAGGAAAGGAAAGAAACACCUGAUCUUGCGCGGGAGAAUCGAGCGAAGCGGAGGAAUUUGUUGAGAUCAAAAUCGGUAUCGUCGGAUUCUUCUGACAGUUCGUCGAGCACAAAAGAAGAGAUGCCACAGAAGGUAACGAAGUCGUCGAAAAGCCAUGACAAGCGGUCAAACAACUCGUCUGCCACACAUAAAGGCGAACCUCCACCAGAGCCGCUCAUAAAAACUGGAAGAAAAACUAACAACUCCCUGGCUUCCGCUACAGGACAGAUUGUAAUACCUGACAAUGACGAACCCGUUAGCAGUACAAGAAAGAAACUCAAGACAUCACAAAUAUUUAGUCAAACAGACGAAGAUAUCCAGACUGACAUGUAUAAAGUUCUGAAACAAUUGACGACUCAUGACGACGCCUGGCCUUUUAUGGACCCCGUGGAAGAAGAAUAUGCGCCUAACUAUUACGCGGUUAUUCGCCGACCAAUGGAUUUGCGUAAAAUGGAGGAACGCCUCGAUAGCGGCUAUUACACAGACUUUUCUAUGUUCAAGGCUGAUUUUAAGCUUAUUGUCAACAAUUGUCGCCUGUAUAAUGGCCAAGAUAAUGAAUACACUGUGAUGGUAGAUAAUUUACAAACUGCAUUUGAUCGACUGACUGAAAAGUACAUACAUAGACUUUCAUCAUCUGAUGAAGAAAUUGCGGUCGAAUAUCAGUUACCAACUCCAUCAAGAAAACACAAACUAAAAUCGAAUGAAUCUCCAAGUCAUCAUAAGAGAAAAAAACGAAAGUCUCAAUCGGAAGGAGGAGAACCGAAAUCCAGUUCAUCAGAUAUAGUACAAGAAGAGAAACCUGAAGAGGAAGUCACUGAACCAGAGACAAAGAAAGUCAAAGAAUCUCAUAAAAAUAAACAAAGUAAGGGCAAGAAGAAACGCAAAGGACAUCAUCGGCAUGGCAAACAUUCCAAAAAUCAUAGGAAAGAUUCUCAUAAAUCUGAUCACUCAGAUUCGAAAACGAGGCACAGCAAGAAACAGAAACAUGGUAAAAACAAGGACAAGGAUGGUAAGAAGUCCAAACAGAAGAAGAAAAAGAGCAAACAUCACGAGCCUGAAGCUAGCGAAUCUAUGAAACGUAGCGCCUCCCAGGAGUCGUUAGAGAGUUCCAACAGAAGCAGGAGCGCCAGCCCAUUGCCAUCCAUUCACACGCCAUCACCUUCACCCACGGAACUGGAUCAAUCAGAACCCCCAGAUCAACUGAAUGAUCCAGAUUUCGUCAAAGAUAAAUACGAUAAAAUAAAAGAAAGAAGACGACAUGCCGCUAAAGAUGCAUGGGAAUCACUUUUUGAUUACAAACAAAAAACUGUUGACAAACAAAAACAAAAUCUUCAUAUACCUGAAAAAGAAAAGAAUCAAAAGCUAAGAGAAACAAUUGAAAAACUAAAAGCAAAAAGUGAAAAGUAUAAAGAGGGAUCACUGUUCAAUACUUUGUUCUCUUCGAGUCAAAGUAAUUUGGAAAUGUCUGAAUCAAGUAAUACAAACGAUUUUACUAUCAAAGAUUCUGAAGAUGAAUCGAUUGAAAAUCAAAAGACAAAAACAGCGCCUAAAAAGGGUUGUAAGAAAAAUUCAGCCAAAAACGAGUCUGCCUCUGAGGCAUUGGAGCAAGCUGUGAAAGACAUUAGCAAAUGGCUCGAUGAUGCUCCCAAGGGAUCUAAUGUGAGUUCGCCUUGCGACAGUCCGGCUCAAACCAUUUCUACAGAAGAACACGAUAACAGUCGCCUAGACGAUGAACUUUCUCAAGGAGAGAAGCCUCUGCUUACCAGAAAAGAAUUGUCUAGAAAACGACCUUCAUCACGUGAGCCUAAGCUGCUGAAGAGAAGAGAAAUUCAAAGAACUAUCGAAAGAUUACAGCCUGGAAAAAGUAAAGGUAAUCUACUCACUAAUUUGAGUAAUAAAAACACAGAGAAAACAGAGGAUGUUCAGCCAGUGGGUCCUCAGAACAAAGUACGCGAUGCUCAAAAACCAGAGGAGUCUAGCCCUAAACUCAGUCUCGGCUCCGUCUUACCAGCUGUGGAGUUCGCGCUAGGCAAUGAUCAUAACUUCGGGAACAGUGAAGAAAAUAAAAGUGAGGAGCAAAAAGAAAAUAUUAAAACCACGGAAAUUCAAAAAGAGGAGAAAACUGAACAAGCUGCCACAGAUAAAAAACCAGAGGAAGUUGCUGUCCAGCCAAACAAAAAGGAUGCUGAAGUGGAAACUGAACCACAGAUUAUUACUAAGCCGAAUCAAGAGAAGGCUACUCCCAACCUGAGCGCGUGGUUCAAAGCUUUUGGUGCCCCUAAAAGUACUGGCCCUACUACAGCUAAAAAGAAACCUGAUGAAGUUGAUUCUGAAGAAAAAGCACCUGAACCUGUGAGCACAGAAGCUAAAGUUAGCAGUCCUAAGAAUCCACCUAAAUAUGACUCUCCUACAGGGCCCGAUACACCUAACCCUGAAGGUGGGGAUAGUCCAUUACCGGUGAGCAAUACGCCGAGGCAAAGAAGAACUAGCACUGGCAGUUCCGUGUCGGAGAGAUCAUCAUUCAGUCAAGAUCUAGAUUCGCCGCGACAUCAAAUGUCGCAUACAUCUCCACUGUUGCGCUCGCCAGCGUCUCCGAGGACGGAUGAUUUCCAAAAGAUUACAUAUCCUAUAAUAAACGGCACUGUCAGGGCUGGAUUUUAUCAAGAUACAACAUCUAUUAAAAGUAGUCCCGAGAAGAGCUGCAGUCCGCGCGAGGCACCACAGUCUCCAUAUUCACCUUAUUCUCAACAUGUUUAUGCCUCAAACAAUAUAACGGGGCCUGCAACGCCCAACUAUUUCGUAGAUCACAACAAGAGCCCGCUUCCCGCCUAUAAUCAGAAUCCGCCGCCAUAUUUUGACAAUGCAAAAACUCCUGCAGCAAAUAAAACUACUCGGGAAGAUUUCACCCCGUUGCCUCAAGACUCAUAUCAACAAAGUCAGUAUACAGGUCCAUUUUCGCCAGCUUAUACGCCGUACUCACAAAACUCAGCAAAUUAUCCACAAGGUCAGAAUCCGCCUCAAACUUCAAUACCAAACAGUUCUGCUUCUACCAAUCCGACGCAAAUGAUGGCUGAACUCAAAACUGCUCUGUUUCCUGUUAAAAAACGGACUUACAAUGAACCUGAGCAUGCUUCGAUUCCGAUACUGAAAGAUAACAAGGAAGCUCCAAGCGCAGCACCUAAAGCUGAUUAUCAGAAAAUGUCAUCGUCGCUACAUUCAAUGGCGCCGACGUCAGUAGACGAUAUAGCUUUGGCGUUAAGUGAAAAGUCCGAACUUGCCAAAAUGAACUCGCUACGUGAGAAAGCUUCCAUGGAAUAUACCAAUGAAAGCAGGGAUGUCAAAUAUGAAAUGAAUGAAUCAAUACAAAACAACAAAAGUACUGUUAAUGCCGACAUGGAGAAGCCAAUUUGCAUUAUGAAGAAAGAUAAUGUUGAUAUGGUUAAUAUGGGCUAUUUAAAUCCAGAAAUUGAUCGAAGAAGUAAUAACGAAACACAUGCUCACGAAGUUGAUUAUUUGCCACGAGACAUAUCUAAAUCGAAUAUUAACUCACAGCAAAAGAGUUAUGAUGUCGACACUAUUGCUAUGAAUUUGGGAUUGAACAGCCAACAUCUACAAAAGAGUAUGUCUAAGGCGAACAUGAAUUCAGGCAACAUACCGCCGGCUCACAGUCAACCUCAUAAUGAUAUGAGCUUGAAUCAGAAUAUUAUUCACGCACAUCACAACCAAUAUGAAAGUAUUACAAGCGGUCAAAACGUAAGUAACUUUUCAAUAAGCGACAUAGACCUGGCUAACAAGAAAUUGUAUUCUUGUAAUACUACCCCUUCAUCAACGGCACUGGAUUAUGGAAAUUGGAAAAUGGGUAAUCACAUGCGCAAACAAGACUUAUUACCUUCCGAUUACUCCACGCCUUAUAGUGCUAACAAUGUUGAAAAAUUGAAGAAUGAAAUGAGCGCAAUAAGUGCUAAUACAAUCGCUUACAACAAAAGUCUUCAGCAUCAACAGUACAAUUCAUAUAAUGUUGCCAGACCGACGUUACAGCGAGCUCAGGAGCUGCAGCAGAAUCUUCCAGGUGAAUUAAGAAUACCCAACCCAAGAGGUCUUCUUAAGAAUGAUCACAUGACUACUACUUCCUCAAUAAGUGAUACUGAUGUAAUUGCCAAAAAUAUAGACACACUUGCCAAAUCUCAAAAAACUGAUAAACAUGUACAAAAUCAUCCAUUAGUAAGUUCAAACUUAUAUAAAACACCGUAUAGUAAUCCGACUUCGCUUCCAAUAGAUACUUUACGCAACUUACCCAAUAUUCCGCAAAUGCUGGAACGAUACACCAACGACGAGAGGUAUUUGUCCAGCUUUGCCAGUAGCCAAGCAGCUUCGCUAUAUCACGAUAAAUCAUUUCAAAUGGCGCAAAUGUUUAACAAAAGCAUUUCUUCGGAAAUACAUCCUGUCAGCACAUCCGUCAGUAUUUAUUCUCAGCCAUCCAUGUCUAUGAGUAAGGAUAACAGUAUUUAUAAGACAACCAGUGCAGCAACUUCACAAGUAGACAUGAAGGCGAAGAAUAAAAGAAAGAGAACAUCUGACGCUAAACAAACCACUCAGAUCAGUCAAGCAUACCACCCCAGCUCAUGCGGCACCGAUGUCUUGUCUUCUGUCAAAUCUAGUAUGAUGCCUGGCAAUGCAUUCAAUUUCGGAACUUCAACAAACAUGGCUCUGAGUAGCGGACUGUACGGAGAUAAUGGCAGCUUUACAAUAGAGGAUUUCCGCAACAGCACCGCUAAUCAGCUUAUGGCAGCCAACUACAUGGUUGCAGCAGUUGCUCAUCAGCAGCGUAAUAAUGCCGAAGCGAAUGCAGAAAAAUUGGUGAAACCAGCCCAUCAGAACUCGACGCACACUGCAAGCACUUUCCCCUUCAUUGGGCAUUCGCAAGUGCGGGCUGGUUAUCCCUUCGUUGGCACAGAUCCCACAUCGCCUUUAUACCAGCAAUAUCUACAGCGUCAUCAAGAAGAGUUGCUGCGGCAAACUGGUGCCCAGAUCAUGAGCUUGUAUCCCGGAGGCUACCCUCCGACCCUCGGCGUCAGACAACCGUACGAUAUCAAUCGACCCUCGUGGCUCUAAACACAAGUUGACCGAAGAAUAGCUUCAGUACAUGGAAUCCUUAAUAAAUAAUCAUAUUUGUGACUAUUGUUAUAGGAAAUUGUAAUUUAUAUUGUUUGUAGAUUUAAUGUAGAAUUUUGUGAAGAUAUUUUAUGAUGAUUUCUUAUUUACAUUAUUGUAAUGGCAAUGUUUAUUUUAUAUCAUGACAAGUUAAUCUUUAAUAUACUAUUAUUAAACUUAUUUCAUAAUAGUAUUGACAUAGCCUGUGAUGACUGGACGAGAGACUGCUUCUUGUAACGGUGUCAAGUAACGAUAUAGAGAAGUAUCCCCAUGUCUUACCGAUAUGUUGUUAUUAUUAACAGCCCGUAGUUGCCUAGGCUAUUUCCUCAACGUUUAUAUGUUAUCCAUAUGGAAUAGAAUGCGCUUUAUUAGUACAAUUAUUGUAUUGCCCAUUCCAUAUAUACUCAAAUAUAUUUUAUUGAAUAGUAAAAUGUUAAAAUUUAUAGUACAUGAUAUCUAUUAUAUUAAAUGGUUAUUAAUUAAAAAAGAAGCAGUCUUUGCAAUAUCACUAGGUAUUUUAUACUCAUAUAAAUAAUAUUUUAAUGUUAACAUUAUUUAAUAAUAUUAAUUAAUAACAAUGCUUUUUAAGCUUUUUAGCUUUAAUUUUACUGAACAUUAUUACCAUUUUAUAAGGUCACACGAAAUAAUAUUUGUUAUUAUAUAAAUUUAAAUUUUACGUUAUAUUACUUAAUUUAGAUUGUUGUGUAAAUAUUUCACUAUUUUAUUUACGAUCAACGUUUCUUAGCAAUUAUAAGUUUUUUCGUUAAGAUUUAAUUUAGUUGAUAAAAUAAAAUUCAUGAACUUAGUAUUAAAAAAAAUCAUAUAAGAAUUAUUGAAAACAAUUCUUCUUGUGUAAAAAUAAAGAUUUUGAAAAUAA
Molecule: messenger RNA, 7108 nt
Organism: Helicoverpa zea (corn earworm)
Lineage: Eukaryota; Metazoa; Arthropoda; Insecta; Lepidoptera; Noctuidae
Gene: dikar
Exons: 10
Coding region: 154-6192 (2012 amino acids)
Biological process (GO): chromatin remodeling
Cellular component (GO): CERF complex
Molecular function (GO): protein binding
Source: RefSeq, a predicted model, not a curated record